This is a messenger RNA of Scomber japonicus (chub mackerel), 6779 nucleotides long. RefSeq names its product growth hormone receptor a (gene ghra). The transcript is spliced from 10 exons. Lineage: Eukaryota; Metazoa; Chordata; Actinopteri; Scombriformes; Scombridae. The record is from RefSeq and is a predicted model, not a curated record. Gene Ontology annotation, cellular component: membrane. Gene Ontology annotation, molecular function: cytokine receptor activity; protein binding. The coding region runs from base 313 to 2250 and encodes 645 amino acids.
ACACAGACUGGUUCUGUCUUUUCACCAGCGCACAGAGUGUGGCUCUCCAACUCGGCUAGAUGAUGAACUAAGUGGCAGCAGCAGCAGGUUUAGGAAGCAAAAGGACAGGAAAAAGACACACACCCGAAUCUAAAGACUGGGUGAUGUGAAAACUUGGAGAGAUCCUUUUUGUGCCGAGCAGGCAGAAGUGAAGUGAAGAAGCAGAGGAGUUUUUUGUGCCUGCUGGUGAUCUCGCUGGCCAACAGAUGACCGACUUCUAAAAAGUCCAUCGGAGCUGUCCUGGCAGUUUUUCAGCUCGAGGCUUCGUGCAUCAUGGCUGUCUCACCGCCCUCCUCCAAACUCCUGCUCUUACUCAUCAUUUCCUCCCUGGGCUGGUUUUCCACUCCAGGAUCAGCGUUUAUCACGGACUGGGACCACAUGACAUCAUCAGCUCCCCUUGAACCUCAUUUCACAGAGUGCAUAUCAAGGGAGCAGAAGACAUUCCGCUGUUGGUGGAGUCCAGGCAAGUUCCAAAACCUGUCCCACCCUGGAGCACUAAGAGUCUUCUACCUCAAAAAAGAGCCUCAUCACCAACUAUACCCAGAGAACUCUUCCACUGAAUGGAAAGAGUGUCCAGAGUAUAUCUUUUCAAAUAGGGAGUGCUUCUUUGAUGUCCACCACACAUCUAUUUGGAUCCCCUAUUGCGUGCAGCUGCGCAGUCAGGACAACACCACCUAUUUUGAUGAGAACUGUUUCACCGUGGAGAACAUUGUACGUCCUGACCCCCCAGUGUCUCUAAACUGGACCCUACUGAACAUAAGUCCCUCUGGGCUAAGUUAUGAUGUCAUGGUCAACUGGGAGCCGCCACCCUCUGCAGAUGUCAGAGCAGGCUGGAUGCGCAUUGAGUACGAAAUCCAGUACAGAGAGAGAAAUUCCACAAACUGGGAAGCAUUGGAGAUGCAUCCGCACACCCAUCAGACAAUCUAUGGUCUACACAAAGGAAAAGAGUACGAAGUGCACAUCCGCUGCAGGAUGCCAGCCUUCAUUAAGUUUGGAGAGUUUAGUGACUCCAUCUUCAUUCAAGUGACUGAGAUUCCCAGCAAAGAGCCUGCUUUUCCACUCAUACUGGUAGUUGUUUUCGGGAUUGUGGGCAUCCUCAUACUCAGUAUGCUGAUUGUAAUCUCUCAGCAGCAAAGAUUAAUGAUGAUUCUAUUGCCACCAGUUCCUGCACCCAAAAUUAAAGGCAUUGAUCCAGAGCUGUUAAAGAAGGGAAAGCUGGACGACCUGAAUUUUAUCCUGACUGGAGGAGGUAUGGGUGGAUUGCCCACUUACGCACCAGAUUUCUACCAAGAUGAGCCAUGGGUGGAGUUCAUCGAGGUGGAUGCAGAGGAUCCAGACUCUGGGGAAAAGGAGGACAACCAGGGCUCAGACACACAGAGGCUCCUGGGUGUGUCCCAGCCUGUCAGCCACCAUAUGCACAUGGGGUGCUCCAAUGCCAUCAGCUUUCCUGACAAUGACUCAGGUCGGGCCAGCUGUUAUGACCCAGAUGUGUCAGACCAGGACACCCUACUGCUGAUGACCACCCUACUGCCAGGCCAGCCUGAGGAUAGAGAAGCCUCCCUCAAUGUUGCAGAAAGACCUAUUGGCUCAGAGAGAGGUGAGAGGCCCCUCAUCCACACCCAAACCGGAGGGCCCCAGACUUGGAUCAACACAGACUUCUAUGCCCAGGUCAGCAAUGUUAUGCCAUCUGGAGGCGUUGUACUGUCUCCUGGGCAGCAACUCAGAAUCCAGGAGAACACCUCAACCACAGAGGAGGAAACACAGAAGACAGGAAAAGAGAGAAAAGGAAAAGAGGAGACUGAUGAAAAGAAGCAGAUGGAUCAGCAGUUUCAGUUGCUGGUAGUUGAUCCCGAGGGAAGCGGUUACACCACAGAGAGCAAUGCCCGGCAGAUCAGCACUCCCCCUAGCUCCCCCAUGCCUGACAAGGGCUAUCACACCAUAGAACUUCAGCCAGUGGAGACCAACCCCGCAGCCACAACAGAGGAUAAUCAAUCACCCUACAUUCUUCCUGACUCUCCCCAGUCCCAGUUCUUUGCCCCUGUUGCAGACUACACAGUGGUACAAGAGGUGGACGGUCAGCACAGUCUGCUGCUCAACCCACCUCCCAUCCAGUCUCCCCCUCCCUGUCUGCCUCAGCACCCCCUCAAAGCCCUACCUGCCAUGCCUGUAGGAUACAUCACCCCAGACCUGCUGGGGAACCUCUCACCAUGAAGUGACAAUGCCAUUAGGCCCUUAGGUGUAAGGUUGAUUGUCCAGGAAGUCCCCCUGCAGUCACAAAGCCUGUGUCUACCUGAUUCCUUGCUGGAAACCAAAUAACUUGCAGCACACAGUAUGGUUAAGAAUGUGCAGGUGUUUUGUUUUCAGAGGGUGCUGAAAAAGAGAUGUGAAAAGCUGCAAGCUGUAUCGCUGACUGUUUUACAUCUGCAAUUACAUCAGUUAAUUUGAUGCAGAGGUAGCCAAAAGUAUCCAUCACAAACCAAAUGCACAGUUUGUUCUUUUUUUUCAUGCACAAGACAGACAAGGAUAAUAGGCUGAGACUAUGAUUAUAAUGAGUCAAUACGCAUCAGCUUGCUGCUAACCUGCCUUGGAUCUCAUUACAUCUCUGGUUAACUGUGUUUUAGGGCAAUGACAGUGUUAAAGUCUUAAUCUUACAGAGAGAUGUCAGUGUAUGUCAAUUGGUAGAAAACAAGCACAUUGUAGUCAUGUUUUUACUCUGCAGUUGUUGAUACCUCUUGCUGGCAGAGGUUUUCCAUCAAUUAAUUGUCACCUAAAAAUGCUUGGUGGCUUGUUUUGUAUUCUUAAAUUUCUUAGCUCAUCAUGCCAUCAGUAUUUCACUAGAGAUAUAUUUUUAUAUGAAAGAUAUUAGCUAUCCACCCUAAUACACUGCUAAAUCACAGCUAUGCAGAUUCACCUUGCAUUCCUGGCUUCAUUUUGUUCAGUGGUAUACUUUUCAUAUUCUCAUGAAUAAGUGGCCAGACAGAUUAUAUGAUGUCAAGACAUUUUGCUCCACAGCUGCAAUAGAGUUUAACACAAGAAACACUUUGAACAACACAGUUGCGCACACACUGACAUACAAAUACACUAACAAACAAGCAGUACCAGAAGAGUCCUUAUAUAUAAUAUUGUUAUUUUAUCUCUUUCACUCCUUGGGAAUGUUGACAGGAAUUCAAGGAUAUGAAAGAAAUCCCUAACUGAAGUAGAAGCACAGGAGACAAAGGGAAAUUGCAACGCAAUCUGGAAUGCAUAGAACAUUGCAGGCUGAUUAUGCAUACAAGAGUGUCCCAGAAUUUUUCUUUAAUCUGGGUUUAUUUAUUUUUUAUUUUCAUUUCAUUUUUUACAUGCAUAUAAAGAACCUGCAGCGCUGAACAGCUCUAGCACUAAGGGGAAGGUCUCUUCCUGAUUCAUUUACAGCUAGGAGCUGCUCAGUGCAAACUGUGCUGUAAAGCACCACUAAGUGCCUUGCUCAUGGGCACAUUAGAGUACAUAUUUAGCAGAAGGGAAGAGGACACAGACACACAGCUGGCACUUCAGUAAAACCAGGUAUUGCAACACAUCUUGUAACAGCAACCAAGUCUCACCUUUACAACCAACACUCACUCAUAAUCUAUCACUUAGACUUAAACUUUAAUUUGUAGGCUUGGGAGUUAUAUUUGUCUCAUGUUGCAUUUUUAUUGCAGCGAAAGCAACUGGAAUAAGUUGAAAGAAUGUGAAAGUGUGUAAUAGCUGUAAUUAGCAAACAUUUUAUACUUAUUGUCUGCCAAGUGCAGUGUUAACAAGAUGUGCCUAUGAUUGUGUUAUUGGCUUGCCAUUUCUGUGCUAAUCUAUGUUUACAUUAUUAGGAUUUGUGCAUUUAUGCAUUGCUAUGUACAGGCAAAUACUGUAUAGGUGAAUUGAUAUAAAGCUCCUCAGUGCAGAGAACACAUAUAAUAUGCAUAUACUACAGAAAAAAACUUCUUUUAAUUGAUAUUAAAUUUACAACCCCCGAAUGUUCUACUGUCAGUGCUAGUACUGACCUUGAGGUCCAAAUUCUGGUAUGUCAGGGUGGAUAGAUAUUAAAAAGUUUCUCUCAAACCUGAGACACUUACACCAGGUGAUGUAUGGUCAAUUAGGCAUGUGAUACCUAUUUCCCAGUAUGUCAUAGAAUACCUAAAUUUAGGACAUUAUUUCAGCAUAAUAUGUUACAUAAUUAAUUAUUUUCUCACAUUUACCAUAUACUAUAAGCUUGGCCUUAGUUAAUUGAAAGUGUAAGCUUUAAUAACGGCCUGUGGUUGAGAAGAUGGCAGAGGAGACUUGUUAUGGUUUUAUGCUCCUCAUAUUUUUUCAUCCUAUAAAAUAUCACAAAGACAACAUGCCUGUGACAAACAUAAGCAUGGCAUACAAUAAGCUAUCCAAGCUAAGGUUGAGGUUGUGCAUUAUGCAUGCAUUGUGAUACAAAACAUUUAAUUUUCAUUUCAACAAGUCUGUGAUUGAGUCAUAAGAAUUGUUAUUGUAUAGCAUCUAGGUAGCCUUCAAAUGAGCACAUCUCACGAUAAAGAAUACUAUAUAUUGUAAAGGAAAUACAUCCUGCCUUUGUAUUAUAUUGUUUGGACUUGUUCUUGAGAUAAGCAGGCUGAAAAAGAUAUAAAGGAUAUUUUGUACCAGACAAUCCUGAAUGAACAGAGACAAAGAAAGAGCCAUAAAAAUGUGAAUAUGAUGAAUAUGUGCCAUUUCUCUCUUUCUGUAUCUCUCCUUCUCUUGAAAAGCUCAGUGUGUCGUUGUUGCUGCCUAGUGCUGAUGAUACCAGCAAGUCAAUGCUAUUGCAGAAAUGUCUUAAUAUAUUUACUAUAGUGCUGUAAAAUUACAAGUAUAUAUUUUUAUGUAAUUAAUGUUACUAAUCACAAUAUACUGCUGCUCGGUACAUGUAUUUUUCCUGCAUUCUGCCUUACUGUGGUGAGGAAGGGUCCUUCAAGAGAGUGCAACGAUCACUGUAUUGUGUAUAAGGGUUAAUGUUUGUUGGUAAAACCUGCAAAAUGGAUGAAACUGAUCCCUGAAAAAUGGUCUUUGUUAAACUGGAGGAUUUGGCACAGUUAUCAAUUCAACCAUGAAUAGAAACACUAGCAUAGUUUUUCCUUAAACUAGAGAUGCAAUACAGUCGACUGGUGAUCCCCAUGUAACUCUCACACCCAUUCAAAGAUCCCCAGAAGCUUCUCCGUGUAUAUGAAGGAAGAUAGGAUGGGGAAAACACUGUUAAGUUUCUGUUUCAGUUGUACCAUGGUGAUUGUGAAUGUGUGCAAACUGGAAUAUACAAGGAAUUUAUGAUAUUGAGGAAAAAUUUUAUUUAAAAAAAGUGUUUCUAAGGUUACAGUAAAGAAGAAAAAUUGGGAGGUGCUUUUGUUCAAGCUUACAGGUGUUUACUUCAUUGUGUCUGCAAUGGGGUUUUUUUGUUUGUUUUGUUUUAUUUUGGAUUUUUGUUUUGUUUUGUUUUUGCCAAUUCACAAUGAAUUCAUUUUUAAUGUAGUGUAAACGUUUGCAACUGUAUUAAUGUUAAAGACACUUCAGAGCAAGCACUUUGUACACACACACACACACACACACAGACACACACACACACACACACACAUAUAUAUAUAUAUAGUUUAUAAGAUGUUUAAAUAGUGUUCAGAUUUUGUAUCUCAGACUUAAUCAAGUCUAUGAAUGACCUGUUAUAAAACAGUAUAUGUUUUUUUUUAUUCAGCACAAUAAUCGGACGAUGAGGAAACGUCAAUAUCAAUAAGCUUCAAUUUUGUUCUACAGACUUUAUGUUUAUAGGAUGUAUUUUACACUACCAGAUUGAUAGAAUGAUGUACUGUAAUGGAGUAUUUAAUAUUUGCUAGAAGAUGUAUGGAUAGAAAGAGCAGAUAGAUGUAGUCUAUUAUGGAGUCAUAUAAAAAUAUAGUCAGAGUGCAGUAGUUAUACUGUAACUAUACAUUCUUACAUUUCUCCAACUAUGUGAUUUCAACAUUUCUUUAUUGAAAGGGGCUAAAAAAUUUAUAAUUUUGUGUUUUAGCCUCCAGCUUCUUGGUUUUGCGUCAGUGCAAGAGAGGCUUUUGUCGCUUUUUAAGCCUGGAAAUAAUCUUGAGUGCUGGAAUUUGUGCUGGUUGUAACUCUCUAUCAACAUAGAGUUUUCAGCCAGACAUUUUUUGGCUUUUUGGGAAAAUAGUUUUAUUCUUGACUUGAGUACUGCGGUUACAGCCUGUUUUUUUCUGACUAAGUUCAGUGGCGCCAAUCUAUAUUUCUAUCUGUGUGUAAUUUAUUUCUCUGCUCAGCGUCCUCAGACCACCCCACCACCUUAUCUGACCGCAUUGGAAGGGGCAGCAUGAGUAAUGUGUGCGCUGGUGUUCUCUGACAUGUGUCAUUCAGACUCAUAAAACUGGAAAUAUUCCACAUGUGCAGCUGUUUGUACACGUGCAAACGGCUGCAUUGCGGUCACAAGUUUGACAAGAUCGGUUUCAUAAUUUAUCACAAUGCAUUGGUAUCAUGAAUUAAUAUGCUCUUUAAUUAAUAUGAUUUUCAAGUUUUCCUGAACACCCCCUCUUAUCUUAUAUCUUAUGUCGUGGAACCACUGUCCUAGUCUGCUGGCUGCUGUUCUGCUCAAGACCAAGAACUGUUGUAAUUUUUCGAUGAUUUGAUAUUGUUCCCUUCCCAUUUAAGCCUUUCUGGUGUUGUAUGUGUGAUCAAUAAGCUUUCAACAAGUUACACAAUAAAUGUAUACAGCAUCUUAA